CACGAAAGGGGGGGCGGGCGGGGGGGUGCCGGUGGAUCCAGUUGCAGGUGCUUUGUGGCUGAAAGGGGAGCCCGCCCGCCACAGCCACCACCUGCCUUCCUGCUGACUCGGCUCGGCCGUAACGUGAGCCCCGGAGGCAGCCGCAGGGCGCCCUGGGUCCCCCCACCCCCGGCCACCCUCCGGCCGGCACAGUCGCCCCGCAGAGCGAAUGCAGGAUGCUGCAGCCAGAGGGUCCCCCGGCCUCGGAGGAGGGGAUAGCCGCUGGGAUCCGGCGAGGCGACUGCAUCAUCUGCUACUCGGCCUACGACCUGGCCGGGCGCCUGCCCCGCCGCCUGUACUGCGGCCACACCUUCUGCCAGGCGUGCGUGCGGAGGCUGGACGCGCCCGUCCACGAGCAGCGCUGGAUCCCCUGCCCGCAGUGCCGCCAGAGCACCCCCACGCCCCGCGGAGGGGUGGCCAUGCUGGACCUGGACCUGGCCGCCUUCCUGGCCAUCAAGGCCGAGCGGGAGCCGCCCCGCGUGGAGCCCCGGCCCCCUGCGCCCCUCAAAGGCGGCCCGGCGGUCACUCGGCAGCCCGCCGUGCUCUGCCCCCCGCUGGGCCCCCAGCCCCGCUUCCCCCAGCCCAGCUGCUGCUGCUGGGGCUGCGGCCACCUCUGCUGGGCCCCCCCGGGCAGCCCCGGGGUCUGAGCUCCGGCCACGGCGGCCCCUGGGACAGGGUGGCGGCUGCUGGCAGGGCGCUGGCCUCGGACCCUCCGCCGGGGCGCAGCCCGCCCAGAACAGCCUGGGGACCCAGGGUCCCGGGUGCCGCCCCCCACGGACACCUGGGCCACAGCCUGAGGCCGGGGGCUGUGGCCACAGGACCGUGAGGCUCGCCAGGCAUGGUGACUGCCCGGCCCAUCCGCAGGGAUCCCAGGCCCCGAGCUGGCCUGGGUGCAGGGGUGGGGGCUGCUGUUGGAGUCUGUAGCCCCGCCCAGACCUAACUCAGCUCGGAGGGUCCGCCGGGCAUCCCGGGCCCCCAAGCCCGGCCCUGCUGAGCGCGCCUCUCCUCCCUGACCCCUCCCGGAGGUCCCGGCGGGCGUGGAGGGGGGGCCGCCCCCUGCGUCCCUGGCCCACAAGGGAGUCUGGAGUUUUCACUCAACAAGCUCAUUGAACCCCUGCCCCGUGUCUGCUCCGUGAGGGGAGUCCCAACUGGGACAGUGUCGGAGGAGAGGGCCAGGUCCAGGCCCAGGGAGGGCGGGCACCUGCCCGAGGUCACACAGCCCAGCAGGCCCAUGCCCACCCCGGGCCUUGCCUGGCCCUCAGCUGCCUUCUGCCCCCCAGUGGCCACACACAGACCCAGUGGAGGGGCCACAGCAGCUGCUGGCGGCUAUGGGCCCAGACACCCCCAGGCUGGGCUACCACAUUCCCACACCCCCGCCCGGGGGAGGAGCUGCACGCGGAGCCCCGGGAGGCACGCCAGGCGCCCGGGUGCUGGGUGGCAGGCAGGGGCGGGACACGGGAAUCUGCUGAGAAGACUCAGAAACCUGCUCCGCUCCUGGGCAAAGUCCCCCAGCUCGGGGAUUGGCGGGCAGGGCAGGUGCGGGGCAGCAGGCCCCUGGGGAGGCCUGGCCUGAGGGAGCUGAAGGGGAGUGACCCCAAGAGGAGGCACCCCACAAGCGAAGGGGCCUGUCAGGGCUCAGCUGUGGAGAGAGGGUUGGGCCAGGCCUCGGGGUCCAUGCGGGGUCGGGUGGAGAGCCGGGCCAGAGCAUGGCCUUGGGGGGUGCCCCCCCGCCUCCCUCCGCUUGCAGUUGGGGAGCUGACACCCUAACCGUUGCUGGCCACCCCGGACCCAGCCUGCAGAGAGCUUGGCCCAGCCCGGCCCGAGCCAGGUCUGAACCGAUGACCCCAGGCCGGCCCUCCCCGCCCGACUAGUACAAAGGGCUUCCCUCCCACCAUCUGCCGGGCAGGGACAAGCCGACCCAGAUAAGGUCUGAGGGCGCGGGCAGACCUCCCCAGGCCCCCGGGCCCCCCAGCCAGCGCUCAGCACACCGCUCCGUCCCGGGCGGGCAGUGUCCCCGUCACAGUGUCACCCGGGCACCGGCUUGUGGAGGGCCAGCACGAAG
This is a messenger RNA of Myotis daubentonii (Daubenton's bat), 2101 nucleotides long. It is a transcript of the gene RNF224, whose product is annotated as ring finger protein 224. The record is from RefSeq and is a predicted model, not a curated record. Lineage: Eukaryota; Metazoa; Chordata; Mammalia; Chiroptera; Vespertilionidae.